Molecule: messenger RNA, 2109 nt
Organism: Phycodurus eques (leafy seadragon)
Lineage: Eukaryota; Metazoa; Chordata; Actinopteri; Syngnathiformes; Syngnathidae
Product: tyrosine-protein kinase CSK-like
Exons: 14
Coding region: 496-1851 (451 amino acids)
Biological process (GO): regulation of Fc receptor mediated stimulatory signaling pathway; protein phosphorylation; adherens junction organization
Molecular function (GO): protein binding; ATP binding; protein tyrosine kinase activity
Source: RefSeq, a predicted model, not a curated record
UGUGAUGUCAACAGAGUAUCCUAUCUAACCAGUAUUUUAUUAGCGACAGUGUUGUUGCUUUUUUGUGCUCCAUCUUUUCUCUCAUAUUCGAGUCAUUCUCGUUUCACUUUACUGUUAGUCUGUACGAGUUUUCGGCUCCGCACCCACUGGCGAGUGGACGUUCGGGGACACCUGUGACAUUUUGUCCCUGUUUGGAUUUGGAUACUGUACAUUUUGGGCUUCGACUUUUACUGAUGCUAGUUUUGUUUUUGUUUUUUUUAAUUAUUAUGAUUAUUUCCCUCUGCGUGGGAAUGUCUGUCGCCACCCAGAUGAAAACGAAUUGUGGGUAGUAGAUACAUCAUCCGAUACUUCCGGAAGUCACUUAAUCGACCCUCAGUCAGAGUCACGGGUGAGCGAGAGUCUAACCCAGCUGACUUUGGGCAAGAGGUGUGUGCACCGGUUAGAAUGUUUGCAGGCGGAAGACUUCAUCUGUGAGCGGAUUUCGACUGUCUCAGCAUGGCAAAGACUCCAUGGCCCAAAGGCACAGAGUGUGUGGCCACAUUCAGCUUUAAAGGCUCAUCAGAGCACCACCUCCCCUUUAACCAAGGAGAUGUGUUGACUAUCAUUACGGCCACAGAGGAUCCACAGUGGUACAUAGCUAAAAAUGCAGAAGGUCGUAAAGGGACAGUUCCCAGCAGCCACAUUCAGAAGUGCGUAGCAUCUGUGGAAAAUUGCAGCGAGCUGAAUCUUAUGCCAUGGUUUCAUGGGAAAAUAACACGGCUCCAGGCCGAGAGAUUGCUCUCCCCACCAAAGAUGGGCUUUUUCUUGGUGAGGGAAAGCACCAACCAUCCAGGAGACUACACGCUGUGUUUGAGCACCGACGACAAUGUGGAACACUACCACAUUAGACACCUAACCAACAGCAAGCUCACCAUUGAUGACGAAACAUACUUUGACAACCUCAUCCAGCUGGUUGAGCACUAUAAAAUCAUUGCUGAUGGUCUGUGCACUCGUCUAAGCACGCCAAAGUUGGAGCAGAAGACUGUAGCGGUGCAAGAUGAGUUUUUGAGAGGUGGCUGGGUGAAGAACAGAAAGGACUUCGUGUUACAGAAGGUUAUUGGACGGGGAGAGUUUGGAGAAGUCAUGUUGGCUGAGUACAAAGGGAACAAAGUGGCUGUGAAGUGCCUUAAAAAUAAUGCUACUGCGCAAGCCUUUAUUGCAGAGACCUCUGUCCAGAUGAAAUUGAGUCACGCUAACUUGGUGAAGCUGCUUGGAGUGAUUGCAGAAGAGGAUGGCACUUUGUACAUUGUUACUGAAUACAUGAGAAAGGGUACCUUGUUGGACUACUUACGUUCCAGAGGGCGGACAGUACUCACUAGUGUUGAUCUCAGUAAUUUUGCACUAGAUGUCUGUGAGGCCAUGGUGUAUUUGGAGUCCCAGAACUUUGUCCACCGAGACCUUGCGGCCCGGAAUGUUCUGUUAUCAGAGAAGCUCAUCGCUAAAGUCAGUGACUUUGGUUUGACCAAGAAAGUGUCUUCCCUUGAGGAUACUAACAAGCUCCCUGUUAAAUGGACAUCACCAGAGGCCCUCAAAGAAAAGAAAUUCUCCACCAAAUCAGAUGUUUGGAGUUACGGUGUUUUGCUUUGGGAGAUUUACUCAUUUGGUCGAAUGCCAUACCCGAAAGUCCAAUUGAAAGAUGUGGGGCCUCUUUUGGAGAAGGGAUACCGGAUGCCUAUUCCAGAUGGGUGUCCUGAAGCUCUCUAUGACAUCAUGAAUCACUGCUGGCACUUGGACCCUGAUUCUCGACCGACUUUUUAUUUGUUGAAAGAUUCGCUAUUAUAUUGCGAAGACGUGCUCCGCACACUGCUCUGACACCACACACGUCCUUGCACCUUCUACUUACAUCUUGGAUUGUGGGAGGGACAAGAAAAACCUCCGUUGACUAUCCUUUGACAUUUUUUUUUUUGGUUGACAAUGUUUCGAAUCUUGCUUAAGCCCAAUGACCUGCGAUUUGUGAAGUAUCAUUUGUUCAACACUUCUUCCUGUGUUCUGUCUGAAAGUGUUGAGUCUUUCUGUGCAACGCAAUGUAAGUUCAUACUCAAGACUGCUUUAUUAAAUGCUCAUGCACGA